Messenger RNA from Trachymyrmex septentrionalis, 848 nucleotides. Its product is annotated as alpha-ketoglutarate-dependent dioxygenase alkB homolog 6. NCBI's taxonomy places the organism in Eukaryota, Metazoa, Arthropoda, Insecta, Hymenoptera, Formicidae. The coding region runs from base 139 to 825 and encodes 228 amino acids. The record is from RefSeq and is a predicted model, not a curated record. The transcript is spliced from 5 exons.
CACGCAUGCGCACGUGUGCACGCGGCCCUCGACUGUCAUAGCUGUUUACAUUAUCGUUCAAUGACACUUAUCGAUCCGUGAUAGCAUAUUUCAUGGAAUAUAGCUGGUAUAUUAUUACCAUCGAGAAAAGUUAUAAAAAUGACGGAAGAACAGAGUUCCUUGUUGCACAACGCUAUUAUCUCAGAGAUACCUAACACUGCGUGUUACAUACCGAAUUUUAUUACUGAGGAAGAAGAGAGGCAAAUCAUAAAAUGCGUAAACAGUGUACCGCAACCAAAAUGGACACAAUUAAGCCACCGUAGAUUACAGAAUUGGGGUGGUAUACCACAUCCCAAAGGGAUGAUAGCGGAAGCGAUUCCUGAUUGGCUUCAGAAAUAUAUUGAUAAAGUGAUAGCUUUGAAUGUCUUUGAAAAAGAAGUAUUGCCUAAUCACGUUUUAAUUAACGAAUAUUUAACUGGACAAGGAAUAAUGGCACACUCGGAUGGUCCACUUUUUUAUCCUGUUGUAACUACUAUCAGUUGUGGUUCUCAUACAAUCCUUGACUUUUACAAACGACUUGAAACGACAGAGCAACAACAAUGCAAGUUAGAAUUUAGUUUACUACUAGAACGCAGAAGUCUGUUAAUUCUACAGAAGGAUUUGUACUAUAAUUAUUUACAUUCUAUAGCAGAAAGAGAUGCAGAUAGCAUAUCAGAAUCUUCGAUAAAGAAUCUACAUAUGUGUGCAAAAAAGUUUACAGAAGAGGAAAUAAAACGUGAUACUAGAGUGUCUUUAACUAUUAGGCACGUGCCGAAAACUAGCAAAUUAAAAUUAAAAAUUUUUUGAUAUAUAUGUACAUCAUUAAAAUU